Malania oleifera is the source of this 1812-nucleotide messenger RNA. Its product is annotated as double-stranded RNA-binding protein 6-like. Bases 373 to 1503 code for a protein of 376 amino acids. The record is from RefSeq and is a predicted model, not a curated record. Lineage: Eukaryota; Viridiplantae; Streptophyta; Magnoliopsida; Santalales; Ximeniaceae. Gene Ontology annotation, molecular function: double-stranded RNA binding. The transcript has 3 exons.
GGAAGGAGAUGUUGCAAUCUUGCGGCUGAGAUGAAUUUACUCACAUCUUUAUCAUAAGCGCGACCUCUUUUCUCCAAAUUAAAUACAACCGUACUUUUACUCUCUUUUUUCUAUUUCUUCUCCAGCUGUCCCCCCACUCUCUGAAUCAAAGCCCUAAUAAAACCCCCCAAUCUCCUCCAAUGUUACAUGCUUCAAAGAGAAGAAGAAGAAGAAGAGAAGACCACGACGUCCCCUUCUAUCAUCGCCGGAGCCGCUUCACCAUAGUUCUCAGCUCUACAAUUGAUCCAGAACAGGUCUGAUCAGCUUGCACGAGAGGGAAGGGUUGGGGAGUGGUGGAAUUGGGGAGUUUCUGUGAAAGAGAGGGACAAAGAGAUGUACAAGAACCAGCUGCAGGAGCUGGCGCAGAGAAGCUGCUUCAAUCUUCCUUCCUACACGAGCAUUAGAGAAGGUCCCGACCACGCGCCACGUUUCAAGGCCAUCGUUAACUUCAACGGCGAGACCUUCCACUGCCCUCAUUUCUGCACCACACUCCGUCAGGCAGAGCACUCCGCCGCCGAGGUCGCCCUCACCGCUCUCUCCAAGCGUGCUCCUUCUCAUUCGCUCGCCGCCAGGAUUCUGGAUGAAACAGGGGUUUACAAAAAUCUCUUGCAGGAGAUUUCACAAAGAGUGGGAGCAUCACUCCCAAUAUACACAAAUUUUCGGUCAGGACGGCUACCGACCUUCACCUGCACGGUAGAGUUGGCUGGCGUUACAUUUACUGGUGAACCGGCUAAGAACAAGAAACAAGCUGAAAAGAAUGCAGCCGUGGCAGCUUGGUCAUCAUUAAAACAAUUGGCGCAGCAAACUGAGUGUUCAUCAUCAGAAUUGAGGAAUGGUGAUGAACAGGAGUAUAUCACCAUAGCACGAGCCCUACAGAAUUACCGUGUCAGGGAAAAUGUGGCUAAUCAAUCUUUCCCAGUUAAAUUUCCUGCUAUGGAAAUUCAGAAACCACAAAAUGUGCAGCCACCUCCUGUUACUGCAUCAAAAAUCCUCCCCUUAAUUCAACUCAAGGGGGCUCCUAGAAGCAAACCCACAACCUCCACAACAAAUGAUACCUCACGAAGGCCAUCACUUGCAAGCCCCAGGGUUCAGCCUCAGAAGUUUGCUGCAGCUGCAGUGGCCUCCUACGUACCUUGUGGACAUGUUAGGGCAUCUUAUGGGGUUGCGCCCCCAGUUACAAUCAGAAAUGUGAUACCUGUUUUCUCUGCUCCACCACUCCUGUCGCAGCCCCCGAAGUUGAGGCGACCGCAAUCGUCAAGUAUUCCCCCACCUGUCUUUGUAAGGCAGGCAGUGCUUGGUUUUUCCACCCCCCGAGUUCAAACAGAGGACCCACGAGCAUUUAUGGCUCCCAGAAUCCCACCAUCUGGUUCAUCAGCAGAAGUGGGAGAAACUACCAGUGCAGACCAGGCAAUGAACCUGCCGGAAUCCACAUUGCAUCAAGAGCUGGAAGAACUUAAAAUUUAAUGUAGGAGGGAGAGGAUCUGGCGUGAAGAAGCUUUCUAUAAUUUUGUGCUGGCUUUCUUUAUCCUGUAUGAGCUUUCUGGGAGCCUUUGGAAUUUUCCACCCGGAUGAUCUUCUAGGAAAGCUGUAGGGCCUUGCUCGUGUUAAAUCAGUAUGUCAGAAAGAAGGUUUACUUUGGGGCGCAGAUCCUCAUUGUUGUAUAAUUAAUUGAUGGCAGCCUGUCACUGAACAGCGCAGAUGAUUUGUAGUCCGCCAUUUGAAGCUAAUAGCAAUUUGCAGGCGCUCUGAUACGGGCGGGGUUUCAUUUAGAAA